This is a messenger RNA of Equus quagga, 4532 nucleotides long. RefSeq names its product niban apoptosis regulator 3 (gene NIBAN3). Bases 2363 to 4222 code for a protein of 619 amino acids. The transcript has 15 exons. The record is from RefSeq and is a predicted model, not a curated record. Lineage: Eukaryota; Metazoa; Chordata; Mammalia; Perissodactyla; Equidae.
GCCGUCACAGCAUGGCUUGACGAGCAAUGUGAAGGUCCGGGCCUGGGAUCCAAACCCACGAACCCUGAACUUAACUGCUACACUGCCAGGCUCCCGGUCUUCUGUUUUUUUUAACAGUAGCCCGUGGGCACAUGCUUUUGGGGCACACAACUUAGCCCACUGCCCUCUUGGCCGAGCUCCCCUGCACACAUGGGGCCAGUAGCGACCUUUGCUAGCACCCACUGCAGACCUGAUCAGAGCCUUGAAUGUGCCAAGGGGUGACGAGGGGUGAUGUGUGGGGUUGCAGCGUCUUUGUGUGCCCGUUCUGACCCACUCCGGCCCUCAGGGGAGGGCAGCUGGGGGCGCCUGGGCAGUCAGCCAUGCUGGAGCUUUGCCAGGUUUGGGGGCCGGGAGCGCCCCGCAGAGCCUGCUGAGGGACACGUGGGAAUUGAAACCACAGGAAGGGGCGUCCCCCUGAAGGCCUUGUGCAGGGGUCACUGGGGUGAGAGUGAGGAAGUGGGACAGGCGAGCGGAAACAGGUGGAGAAAGCAGAGGAGGGAGCUGGGAGGAAAGCAGCCUGCGGGGGCUCGGGGACAGCAGGUGGCCGUGACCCCCACAGCUGCCGGCAGAGGCCAGGGCAGGGGCUGAGAAGGGACGGGAAAGUGAGGAGAUGGGCAUGGGGACCCGCGUGAGGGGCCCUGCCUGAGGCGUGUCACUUCUCAUGUCACCUCUCCUGUCCCCCUGUCCCCACUGUACCAGCUCUCUCUGCGCCAGACCUGCCUGUGGCUCCCUUUUGGCUGCAGAGUGAACCGGCCCCUUGCUGGCCCACGAGCCCAGCUCUGGCCUCUGAGAUGCUCCACCCUCCUCCCCGACUGCUGCCCCUCACUCACCCUCCUCCCACCCGCCCACCUUGUGCUGUUCCUGGAGCCGGCCAGGGGCCGUCCCGCCAUGGCCUGGGCCUGCCACCUUCCAGUGCUCUCUUUCCUCCAGCUUUUUGCAUGGCUUGGGCACUCACUUCCUUCAGGUCUUGAUGCAACACCACCUCCCUGACCCCUUCCCAUGCCUAGCAUUUCUACCCGCUCCUGUUCCGUUUUUCUCCGUUACCCUUAACAUUAUCUGACAGCUUUGUGAGCAUGCCUACCAUGGUCUGUGGGGGGCGGACUGUGGUCUGUUUUGCUCGUUUCUGUAUCCCCAGUGCUCUGCUCAGGGGCUGGCAUGGACUGAUGUUUGUUGAAAGAAGAAAUGAAUCCUGGGGCAUUGGUGAGUGUUAUAAGCAGAUGUUCCUGGUGGCUUAAGUAAAAUGAAGGUGUAGCUGUUUCUCUGAAAGGAGGCUACCCAGGGCUGCUAGAGCAAUGUCAUGAACUCUUUGGGGACCCUGGUUCUCCAAACUACACCAUAGUUUUGCUGUUGUCAUCAUGUGGGUUUUACCUCAUGGUCCAAAGUGACUGCUUAUGCUCCAGCCAUCAUGUCCCAUGUGCCAGCCACGGGAACUUGACACUCACUUCAUCUGAAGGCCUCUGAGAUCCCCCGUUAGAUCACAUUUCAGCCUGAUGUGCAGACUCUGCCCCAUUCCUUCCUUCCUUCCUUCUCUUUCUCCCUCCCUCCCUCCCUUUUUGCUUCUUCCCUUCUUUUCUCCUUCCUUCCUUCGUAGCCAAACACUGAGGGCUGCUGUGGUCCAGGCACUGGAAAAAAAGGUGAAGGGGUGGGGAGACCCCCAGUCCAGUGCUACAUGUGCUGAUGGAGGACGGGCCGGCAAAGUAGGAACGCACGGGACAGGCCCUGCCGGUCCAGGACACAGCAACUGCUCCCCACCCACUCCCCCUGCCCCAGCCUUGUCCUCAGGGACUGGGGUGUCUGUUUAGCUCUGUCUCCCCAGCCUGGGGGCUCCUGAGGCUGGGCCAGGGCUGGAUCCUCUCAGGACCCAGCAUUGCCCAGCAUAGGUGGGCACGACAUGGGCCCAGUAUGGGAGGGCGCCAGGAUUUCGACCGCCAUCUCUACACACCAACAACUGCUGGCUGGUUCUGCCAGAUGUCUGCCCUGCAUCCCUCCUCCAAGGCCAGUUAGGACUUUUGUCUUCCACAUGGCUCCCCCACCCCCAGGGCUGCCCCAGGGCCCUUACAGAAACUGCCAGCUCUGGGGACCUUGGCCCCGGGGGGAACCAGGAGAAGCAGGUGCUGGGGGGCGGGACAGGGGGCGGGGCGGGCAUCUCCCCGGAGACGUGAGGACUGUGCUCUGGCUUCUGACCUGAGGUAGCUGGUCUCCGCAGCACCCAGGCCCCUCACAGGCCACCUCGCUCCCAGAGUGCCCCUGAGCUCAGGAACCUGGGGGCCGUGGGGAGGCGAGCGUCUGCUUUGCUCUCAGGGGAGCCCCAGGAGGAGGCCGCAUGAUGGGUGGGCGGCCCUCAAGCCCCCUGGACAAGCGGCAGCAGCAGCACGUGACGGACCGGGUGGACGCCCUGCUGAGGAGCUUCCUGCCCUGCUACCGCGGGCAGCUGGCGGCCUCUGUCCUGCGGCAGGUCGCCUGUGAGCUCAGCCCCCAAGAGCCAGCCGGAUGCCAGCUGCUGCGCAGCAAAAAGCUGCCCCGAGUCCGAGAGCACCGAGGGCCGCUGGUCCAUCUGCGGGGCCACCCACCCCAGUGGCAGCCGGUCUUCUGUGUCCUGCGUGGGGACGGCCGCCUGGAGUGGUUCAGCCAUAGAGAGGAAUAUGAGGACGGGGGUCGUCCUCUGGGCUCCACAGCCCUGACCGGGUACACAGUCCUGACUUGUCAGCGCGAGUACCUCCGCCUGUUGGACACUCUCUGCCCAGAUGCCUCAGGAGCCCACACACAGAAGGAGGCUGACCCCCUUCUGGAAAUGCCCGUUGGCUGCCCUCUGUUCCUGCAGCACCCCUUCCGCCGGCACCUCUGCUUCUCUGCGGCCACAAGGGAGGCACAGCGUGCCUGGAGGCUAGCCCUGCAGGGUGGCAUCCGGCUUCGCGGAACAGUCCUACAGAGAAGCCAGGCCCCUGCCGCCUGGGCCUUCCUGGAGGCCGUCCGGCUCUACCGGCAGCACCAAGGCCACUUUGGCGAUGACGACGUGACCCUGGGCUCAGAUGCCGAGGUGCUGACCGCAGUGCUGAUGCGGGAGCUGCUGCCCGCGCUGCGGGCCCAGACCCUGCCGGGCCUGCGGGGGGCCGGCCGAACCCGGGCCUGGGCCUGGACCGAGCUCCUGGACGCCGUCCACGCCGCCGUCCUGGCCAGGGCCUCUGCGGGGCUCCGUGCCUUCCAGCCCGAAAAGGACGAGCUGCUCGCGGCCCUGGAGAGGACGAUCCGUCCCGACGUGGACCAGAUGCUGCGGCUGCGGGCGCGCGUGGCGGGGAGGCUGCGGGCCGAAGUCCAGGGCUCCCUGGAGUCGUGCCUGCGUGGGAAGGUGGCCGUGCAGCUGCCCCGGAUCACGCGGACGCUGGUGAGCACCGUGGAAGCCGCACUGGUGGCAGUGCAGACCCUCCUAGCCCGGGGCAUGGACCGCCUGUCCCUCCACCUGCGUGGGAGCUCCUCGGGCGCGCAGCUGCGCAAGGAGGUUUACGCAUUUGGUGAGAUGCCGUGGGACCCAGAGCUGAUGCAGAUCUGCUACCAAGAGGCCGAGCAGAGUCGGGGGCGCCUGGGGCGGCUGGUGGCGCCAUUUGGCUUCUUGGGGACUCAAAGCCUGGUGUUUGGGGCCCAGGAUCUCGCACAGCAGCUCAUGGCCGACGCUGUGGCCACCUUCCUGCAGCUGGCCGACCAGUGUCUGACCACGGCGUUGGACUGCGACCAGGCCUCCCGGCAGCUGGAGAAAGUCCGGGCGCGCGUGCUGAAGAAGUUCCGGUCGGACAGCGGCUCGGCGCGGAGGAGGCGCGUCCGCGGGUGGCUGCUCGGCAUCUUCCUGCCCUUCGUGCUGAGCCAGCUGGAGCAGCGCCGCCGAGCGGAGCUGCCUGCGUUCGAAGCGGACGUCCUUGCCAUGGGCAGCCCAGCCCUGACCAUCGAAGGCAUCUAUGAAGACGUCAUCCGGGGGGUCCUGUCGCAGAGGAUUGAUGGAGAGUUGAAAAAGGCCCUCGGUGCCAGCGAUGUGUCCUCUACUCUGGAUGGCUGCUCUGAGGCCCCAUGGGACCAGGUGGGAGCAGAUGAGGAAACCGAGGGUCAGAGAGGGACUUGCUCCAGGCAGCCAGGCCCCGGAGCUGAGGUCCAGCCACUCUGCCUGCCACCUGCUCCAGAGACAUUCCGGAGCUGAAUCUUUGCCACAUUCGUCCUCGUUCCCAGGGGAGAAACGCCUACUAGUAGAGUUUCUGAGUUGAACCAUGCGCCCCAUUGCAAGGCUUUUGUAACCCCCAUGCCUCCCCCUCACUGCUCUCCAAAAAAGCCAGGCCUUUCCUCACUGCCACCAACAGCACUGGUGCAUCGUCUCCAUGUCCUGUCCAAACUAGCAAUUUUCAUCAAAGAAAAGCUGUCAAUUUGAUAGACACACACACAAAUUUCACUGUUUUAUUUUUAAUUUCUUUGAUGACUAAAUUGAACCUAAAAACAUGUUUAUUGGCCAUUUA